This is a messenger RNA of Galleria mellonella (greater wax moth), 3879 nucleotides long. RefSeq names its product GATA zinc finger domain-containing protein 14-like (gene Cb10). Lineage: Eukaryota; Metazoa; Arthropoda; Insecta; Lepidoptera; Pyralidae. The transcript has 3 exons. The coding region runs from base 138 to 3389 and encodes 1083 amino acids. The record is from RefSeq and is a predicted model, not a curated record.
CGCGAGCACAACCUCAGAUUCGCAGUAACCGCCAACAGGUUUUUUGUUAUAUUACAGUCAAGUGUCUAUUUGUGUAUCGCUUUAUAAAGGCCUCAGAUUGCAGAACAACAAUAUUUUAGUUCGGGAGCUUCGCUAAGAUGGAGCUCGUAUGUGCUAUAGUGUUGACCUUUGUAACUGCAGUGAGUUGUGUCCCACAUGGAUACGGUGCUAUUGGGGGUGCAGGCGCAUCAGCUAAAGCGGAAGCAAAUGCCGCUGCAGGUACCUUCAGUGGUCUGGGCGGUUUACCACUCAGCAUUCCAAAUGGAGCAGGGUUUUCUGGAAGUUUUUCAAAAUCCUCUUCAUCUAGCUUUGCUUUAUCAAGUGCUAGUUCCAGUUCUGGUUCGUUUAGCUUCACUGGAUCUGGUGCAGGCAAUAUAGGUACAGCGGGAUCAAAUAAUUUGGGAACAUCUACUAACGGAGGUUGUACAACAGGAGGAUGUAAAUAUGGUUCAGUUGGAGUUCCCAACAAUUCUCAGUUAUACAAUGUAGCUAACGCUGGUGCUGCGGCUCAAUCAGGUGCUGUAGUAGGAGACACAGAUUAUUCCAAGAAUGGAAAUCAGCAACCUUGUGCAGGUGACUGUGUUAACCUUAAACCACCGAGUUGUAAAGGAUUUGGAUGUAACGAUUUAUCUAGUUCUUCCAAUAAUUGUGCUUCAGGGCAAUGUGGUACCAAUUUACCUUUGGAUAAUUCACCUCAUAAAAAUUUAGAAAUGGAAAGUAUUCAUAAUAACAAUAAUGCUAAUUGUGCAAAUGGGAAAUGUGGAACUAAUAUUCAAAUCGCAAGUUCUUCUGAAUCUGGAUUCAAUAAUAAUAAAUGUACCUCUGGAAAAUGUACUCCGACAUCACAGACAAGCAUACCACCAAGUAAGCCCUUAUUAGAAACGGAAGCACCAUCUGGUAACGAUGAGUCUGAUGAUAUAUCAGUCGGCACUACAGGACCUUCGUUUCCCAAAUUAAAACCAGAAUCAAGUUAUCAAUCACCUAUUUAUGGCGAGACCUCUGCUCCAAUGACUUUUUCGGACUCGAAUCCGACAUUUAAUACAGACUUUAAUCAAAAUAAAUACGCUGGCGCAUCUAGCAGUGCAACAUCACCUACUUAUAAUAAACCUGCAGAUUAUUUAUCAACUCCUAAAUUAGGCCCUGCUUGCACAUCUCCUAAUUGUCAGCCAGUAAAUAGUAAACCUGGACAAACUUAUCUAACUCCAGUAAAUUCAGAUACUAAUAGACCCAUUAACAAUGCAUAUCCGAACAAUCCUUUAGAAAACACAAAUUCUCCUGCUAUUUUUAACAAUAACUCUCCAUCAACGAAUUAUAUUAGUCCGAAAGGUCCAACAUCGUGUACUUCGGGAAAUUGUGGUAAUUAUCCAUCUAGUCAACCAACAGCAUUUGGUGAUUUAGAAUCCCACGAUCGAAAAAAUUCUUUAAAUCAGGGAAUUCCCUCAGUUAUUGCUAAUAAACCUCUAGUUACUAAUACACCAACAUAUUAUCAGACUAAUCCAGAAAGUUGUACAUCGGGAAAUUGUGACAACUAUCCUGGAUCACAAUCUACGGGACCAUAUACCUCAGUUCCCAGUAUUCCCGGUAAUCCUGCUGUAUCAACUGCAGAAUAUAGUUCUCCUGGUUCUAAAUAUCCGAUAAAACCUCAAGGACUUUUCCCUAAUACUGGAUUGAACUGUGGAUUUGGAAAUUGUGGAAAUUAUCCUCAAAGUCCAAUUACAGGAAUUGGUAAUACAGUUUCUACAAUUCCUGCCUAUUCUCAAGGAAAUUCCCCCAGUAAACCACAAAAUUGUGUAUCGGGCAAAUGUAGUUCUUAUCCUUCCUCGAUUUCCACAGAAUACAAAAUUCCAGCACACAGUCACGAAAAUCCUACUGAAACUGAAAAGUGUGUCUCUGGAAACUGCAAGGUGCCAUCAACACAAUUAUCUGACUACAGUCCUCCGGGAUUUAAUUAUCCUACUACUAAUCAAGGUAUUUUCCCUAAUACACCGGUGAACUGCGCAACAGGCAAUUGUGGGAAUGUUCCUUCUACUCAAUCUACAGACUCCAAUGAUGCAGGAUAUUCUUCAUUUCCUACACAAAACUGCGCAUCAGGAAAAUGUAGAACGUCCCCUUCCAUUACAAAUGAAAAUUGUGGAUCUGGUAAUUGUGUUAAUCCGUCUACACAAAUUAUUAAUAAUAAUAAUAAAAAACCAUAUUUUGAAGGAACAAAUAACCCAGAAAACUUAGGACACAAUAACCCAAGCUAUCCUCAAAAAGGUACUUCUAAUGGCUCGAAAAGUUGUGUUACAGGAAAAUGUAGUAAUCCUAAUAACUCACAGGAAUCAAUUCCUGCAUUUGUACCUUUACAACCUAACCAGCCACAAUAUAAUAGUCCAAAUAAUAAACCAAUUAAUAUAUAUGGAUCUAUUUCUAAUAAUGACGUAUCUUCAAAUAAUGGUGCCUCGUCAACAUCCCAUUCUACGGGAAUAACUGCUAACCUGAAUGAAAAAAUCCCAAAUUCACAAAAAGGUCCUGUCUAUACUGGUGGAUUUGGAGGUCCUCCAGGACUAUUAAAACCUAAUAAUUAUGAUCUCCCACCUUCAGGAGGUUUUGUACCCACAUCUAAGGACAAUGAAAAUAAACCUGAAGCUACAUCUAACAAACCAGCAUCUUGUUCAUCGGGAACUUGUGUUUCUCAGCCCGGUGUCGGAGCUUCAAAUAAUAACAAUAAUAUUCCCGCUAUUUCACCGGAAACUUCUACAACAAUACAAUCUUCUCAAAAUGAUCAUGGUCACCUUUCGACUGGAAUCAAUACUGCUGUCACUGCUAUUUCUAAUGCGGUCGCUUAUUCAGGUGGAUUUGGUGGUCCACCAGGAUUAUUAAAACCUUAUGAUAAUGGUAAAAUUAGCAGUGGAAGUGUGACCAAGUCCCCACUUGGUACUAAUCAUAUUGGACCUAAUAAAGAAACACAUUCUUUCCACGAUAAUAAAAUCAAUGCAGCUAACACAGGUUUUGCAGCUCAAGCUGCUUCUUUUGCUGGAGCAGCAGCAGGUGCAUUUGGUAGUGGAAAUUAUGACAGUAGUAAUCGAAACAAAGCUAAUCAUGGCUGUGGCGGUGGAUGUGGUUCUACAGGAAGUGGUGGAUAUAACAGUAAUUUCAAUUUUGGUCUCAAUAGUGGGUUAUCAAAGUUUGGACUGCUUGAUGACGUACAUGGAGGUUUAAGCUCAGCUACCGCGGCAGCAAAAAGUGCAGCCGGUGCAGUGAGCGGUGCCAAUGCAGGUGCAUUUGGAAACGCUGGCAGUUUCGCUAGCAGUUCAGCUUCUGCUCAAGCCAGUUCUGGAGUUAUUACUAAAGGAGGUUAUGGAAGAUAAUAAUUUUAGUAAUACUACAAAAAGAUAUUACCCAUACUGAACUGUUUUAAAAUUGAACAAGACUUAUUAAUGUGUAAUUAAGUAGAGGAAAUCUAUUAUGUUGUGAUAAUAUUAAUAAUAUAUUAAGUUUUGGUAUUACAUAUCUAUAAUUUCAAGUAGUUAUUUACAAAGGAGUGUUCCGAUGAUCCGCGUUAGCAGGCAUGGAAAGUAAUAUAGAGCAUAUUUGAUAUCAGUAGCAUUUAUUGAUGGUUGUGUGAAGGGAGUUUUUAAGGGGUGUAAAUGAAAUAGUGACUCCGCCUGUGCUAUCGGUAUAUAUCGGCAGGGUAACAGUGAGGGAUGAUAGGUGAAGAUGAAACAAGUCAGUUAGCCCAUUGUGACAAAUUCAUUUAAUAUCUAUCGGUGUUCAUCAUUUUUAACUUAAAAAAUUGCUCAACAUAUCAUCGGAACGCCCCUUAAAUAUAUUAAAAAUAAAUUAAAUGUUACUUUUAUA